AUGCCAGUCACGGAUUUCAAGACACCCGAAAAGUAUACCUACCUCAAUGGCCAUGGCUCUUAUCAUGAGUCUGAGGCGAUCAAAGGGGCCUUGCCCGUAGGUGCCAACUCCCCGCAGAAGCCCCCUUAUGGGCUGUAUGCCGAAAAGCUCUCAGGCACAGCUUUCACAGCUCCCCGACAUGAAAAUCUUCAAACAUGGCUGUAUCGCGUGCUGCCGUCGGCAUCGCAUUCUCCAUUCGAGCCUUUUAUGGACUACUCCAGCGAACAGCUGCAAUCUGUUCUGAACCACAUACCCAAUCAAUUCCGAUGGGACCCGUUCGAUACUGAUGCCAGUGUUGACUGGGUCCGGGGCAUCAAGCAUCUGGCUGGUGCCGGCGAUCCAACUGCCAAGAGAGGUCUCGGCAUAUACCUAUUUGCCGCUGGUCGCGACAUGGAUUCAAACACCGCCAUGUACUCCUCAGAUGGCGAGAUGCUCAUAGUUGCCCAGCAAGGCGUGUUGGACAUCCAGACUGAGAUAGGGAAGCUCCUCAUUCGACCCAACGAGAUUGUGAUCAUCCCGCGUGGGAUCAAAUAUCGCGUCACCCUGCCAGAAGGCCCUGUGCGUGGUUAUAUCUUGGAAUUAUACCAAGGACACUUCGUCCUUCCGGAGCUGGGGCCUAUUGGCUCUAACUGUCUUGCUAACCCACGCGAUUUUCAAGUGCCUUGUGCAAGUUUUGAUAUGGAUACAAAUACCACUUGGUCGAUUGUAAACAAGUACAAUGGUCAGCUCUUUAUCGCCAAGCAAAACCACACCCCCUUCGAUGUGGUAGCUUGGCAUGGUCGAUGUAAGUCGUUUGAACACCGGGACCAGUUUCAAGACGACGAUCACGUUGUUAGAGGCUUGCGCAGAACGGCGGCUGAUUUUUGUAUUUAUCAAGACUACCCAUACAAGUAUGAUUUAGGGCGUUUCAGUGUAAUCGGCAGCACCUCAUUCGAUCACCCGGAUCCGUCCAUUUACACGGUCCUUACCGGCCCGUCCGACCAUCCGGGCACAGCUGUUGCUGAUUUUGUAGUCUUCCCUCCUCGCUGGCUCGUCCAGGAAGACACCUUUAGGCCACCUUGGUACCACCGCAACACAAUGUCCGAGUUUAUGGGCCUAGUCUCGGGGGAUUAUGACGCCAAAUCCGGUGCUGGUUUUCGACCCGGAGGCGCAAGCCUUCAUAACGUUAUGGCUGCCCAUGGCCCAGACACCGGCACAUUUGAGAAAGCCAGUAACAUGGAGCUGAAGCCUCAGAAGAUUGGUGUUGGCAGUAUGGCCUUCAUGUUUGAGAGUAGUCUUAUGCUCGGUGUGACGGAAUGGGGCCUGAAUACUUGCCAGAAGGUACAGGGAAGUUAUAAUAAGGAUAGUUGGCUGGAUCUGCAACCUCAGUUCAAGCCACCUGUCUAA
Molecule: messenger RNA, 1425 nt
Organism: Thyridium curvatum
Lineage: Eukaryota; Fungi; Ascomycota; Sordariomycetes; Thyridiales; Thyridiaceae
Exons: 3
Coding region: 1-1425 (474 amino acids)
Biological process (GO): L-phenylalanine catabolic process
Cellular component (GO): cytoplasm
Molecular function (GO): homogentisate 1,2-dioxygenase activity
Source: RefSeq, a predicted model, not a curated record